Coregonus sp. 'balchen' is the source of this 21738-nucleotide messenger RNA. The record is from the annotation of a GenBank genome assembly. NCBI's taxonomy places the organism in Eukaryota, Metazoa, Chordata, Actinopteri, Salmoniformes, Salmonidae.
AUGGUCCAUGCCAAACUCAGCAAUAAGCUUACCAACGAGGUGAGAUGUGCCACUUAUUGUUACACUGUAGUUACAUAUCUUCACAUAGCCCUGAACAGACAGUCUAAAGAUCAUUUUUGUAACGUUUUUGUAAUGUUCUUUCUCAUCAGCGCCUGUACAAGGAGAAAGGGGUGAAUGACAGGCAUAACUACACAAUGACAUUGGAGAGACCAGAGAUAACACAGGCUAAGAUCAACGCGGCUAACUUCAGCGAGGUAGAUCUGUCUUAGCCUUAGGCCGGGAUACAAUUCAUUGUAUUAGUCCUGUUUAUACCUGGUUAUAACGUGUACUUUGUCCUGAUCUUGUCCACGUUCUGAUUGUGAUUAUUUGCAUAACAAGGAACGCAUGUUAAUGCCAGGUCUAAAUGCAAACAAUGUGCAUUAUGUCUGGUUGUAAGCAGAUUUACCUGGUCACCUCCGGAGGUGGACGAGCUCGCAUUGUGUUCCGAUCUCAGCUCAGUGUAAAUACAACCAUCCAAAAUGUAAUUAAUAACAUCACCGUGCUCAAAGGGUAAUUCAACGUCUGCUUUUACAUUUUUUUUACCCAUCUACCAAUAGGUGCCCCUCUUUGGAAAACCUCCCUGGUCUUUGUGGUUGAAUCUGUGUUUGAAAUUCACUGCUCGACUGAGGGACCUUACAGAUAAUUGUAUGUGUGGGGCACAGAGAUGAGGUAGUCAUUCAAAAAUCAUGUUAGACACUAUUAUUGCACACAGAGUGAGUCCAUGCAACUUAUUAUGUGACUUGUUAAGCAUUUAUUUUACUAAUGAACACAAAGGGGAUGAAUACUUAUUGACUCAAGACAUUUUAGCUUUUCAUUUUAUAUUAAUUUGUAAACAUUUCUAAAAACAUAAUUCCACUUUGAAAUUAUAGUGUUUUCUGUGUAGGCCAGUUUCACAAAAUAGCAAUCAAAUCAAUUUUUUAUUCAAGCUCUAACACAACAAAAUGUGGAAAAAGUCAAGGGGUGUGAAUAUUUUCUGAAAGCACAGUAUUUUUUCCACUCUAUGAGGUUGGAAUAACACUGUGAAAUUGUGAAAAUGAUGAUAAUGCACUUUUUGUGUCAGAGCUGUUUGAAAAGACCACCUGAAAUUUCUGCCUGUUUUGGUGGGAUGGAGUUUUGUCCUUCCAUGGUGACAUUACCAUGCCGUAAAUUAGUUAAUAGACCAAUAAGAAAGAGAGUUCCAAACCUCUCUGCCAAUAACAGCUAAUUUUCAGUUUUCCCAUCCCCACUCAGACCUCUCCCAGACAGUCCUAGAAAUUGCCCAUUGCUAAGAAGCUAUUUUUGUUUCUUUUUGACCAUGAUAAUUGAAAACAAUCACAGUACGAUACCCAGAAAUGAUUUGAUAUUGUGAUAAAACAGCUGCAUUGGACCUUGAAAGUUUAAUUCCAGGUUGCACAUCAUAAUAUUGAAGGGAAUUUCCGAUGGUCUGCUCUGCCAUACAGUCAUGUCAAGUAUAAGGAUGUCUUAUAAGGUGGGAAUGGGAAAAAAUAAUGGAAAAAUAGCAUCCCAAAACCGUGAGAUGUAGCCUAUAUGUUUAAUUUACUACUUGAUUUGAAUUUACUACUUGAUUUUCCCUUCCCAAUUUGCAUAAAUGGGAAGGGAAAAGUGAGAUCCGCGCACAAUGCGGCCAAGUGCAUGCAUUUUAAUACCAGGUGUAAUUGCAAGUAAAUGCAAGGUUCGGAAUGUAAUCCUAUCACAGCUGUUCGGAUAGGGAUAAUGCAAGGUAUAUAUUACCCUGUAAUCAGGCACGCUUCACCCACUGUGUCUGGAUAUCUUACAAGUGUAUUGUUGACAGAUCUGGAUAGUGAAACCAUUUAAAUCAUCAUUAUCCCACCCUCUAAAAUCAUUGACAGGUGGCACCAUUGACUUAUGGCAUCAAUAUGAGUCUUAAAAUAAAUACAUUCAUAUUCUUUUUGGAAGAAUACAUAAUAAUUUGCUUUCAGGGAGGGACCAGGAAACUAGUCACAAUGUGGACACAGUGGAAAGAUAAGAGACACAUUUUAAUACUACAUGUAGAUGCAUAUCUGAAAAUCAGACAAUCAUAAUCAGAGCAUAGGCAAGAUCAGGACACAGGACCCAUGUCAGUGCUAGGUAUAAACGGGGCUGUAGAGCAGCACGGUAGACAGCUGACAAUGUACCUUUUAACUGCAUUUUCCCUAACGUUCGCAGAGAUCACAUUCUCGGUAAAUGCUGUGCAAGCGUAAAUUGCCUUAAAAAGUAAAGCGUGCCUUGGAUUGAAUCAGCUGGCCUAAGUCUUAGCUGGAGUGUUAAAAAAGUUUUACAACAAUUUUUUUUUUUUUUUUAACCUUUAUUUACACAGGGAAUUCCCAUUGAGACCAAGUCUCUUUUGCAAGGGAACCCUGCUUCACAAAAAAAUGCUGCAAGAAAUACAAGGUAAUUAGUGAUACAAUUACAACAAUAAAGGCGGAAUCAUGAGAAAUACAAAAAGACAAAUAUAAUGAUAAAAAACAUGUACAUUAGCCUGUGAACAGGUAAUUUACUAGAACCCUAAAAUGCCUGAAAGGCACUAGUGCGUCUAAAUCAAAAGGCUGUUUUACCUAAAUCGGCAGCUACAAAAGGAAUUUAAAGAGUUAGCCAUUCCUGUGAGCAAGUAAGGCAUUUCAUAGUUCUGUAGGUUAGGAGCGAUUUAAGGUAAAAUGGUUGUUUCUGCAUGAGAGCUUUGUAAAUGAAUAGAUGGCAAUGUUGCAUUCUCUGUGUUGCCAGUGACGACCAGUCCACAUUCUGAUGCACAGUGAUGUGUGCAAAAUCGGUUACUCGUAAUAAAGCAGAGUGCGCUAUGAUAAACAGCAUCCAGUGGUUUUAAAGAAGUGGAAGCUGGGUUCAUAUAGAUUAUGUUGCCAUAGUCAAGAGCUGACGGGAAAGUUGACUGAACAAAUUUUUUUCCUACUAUCAAGGCACAGUCUAUUUCUGUAGAAGAAGCCCAGGUUAAUUAUCAGUUUCUUCGUUAACUCAUCUAAAUGUGCUUUAAAUUACUACUGGUCAUCGCUCCAAAUGCCAAGGUAUUUACAUGAGGGGACUUGCUCCAUUUAACAUGCAAAUAUGUAAGUCUGUGUAGUCAAAGUUGUGGGCUAGAGGAUAUCAUAUGGGCCUACUUUCUUUUAUUUGCAUUCAGUACCAGUUUAGGGUCAAGAAGUACUUUUUGUAUGAUAUUAAAAGCAAUCUGCAGAUCAGCUAUAGCCUGGUUCACAGAGGAGGCAGAAGAGUACAGCCCAGUGUCAUCAGCAUAAAAGUGUAGCUUACAGUUAUUUACUAAGGAACCAAUAUAAUUGAUAUACAUUUACAUUAACAUUUACGUCAUUUAGCAGACGCUCUUAUCCAGAGCGACUUACAAAUUGGUGCAUUCACCUUAUAGCCAGUGGGAUAACCACUUUACAAUGUGUUUUUUUUUGGUGGGUUGGGGUAAGGAAGGGGUAGAAGGAUUACUUUAUCCUAUCCCAGGUAUUCCUUAAAGAGGUGGGGUUUCAAAUGUCUCCGGAAGGUGGUGAGUGACUCCGCUGUCCUGGCGUCAUGAGGGAGCUUUUUCCACCAUUGGGGUGCGAGAGCAGCGAACAGUUUUGACUGGGCUGAGCGGGAACUAUGCUUCCGCAGAGGAAGGGGAGCCAGCAGGCCAGAGGUGGAUGAACGCAAUGCCCUCGUUUGGGUGUAGGGACUGAUCAGAGCCUGAAGGUACGGAGGUGCCGUUCCCCUCACAGCUCCAUAGGCAAGCACCAUGGUCUUGUAACAGAUGCGAGCUUCAACUGGAAGCCAGUGGAGUGUGCGGAGGAGGGGGGUGACGUGAGAGAACUUGGGAAGGUUGAACACCAGACGGGCUGCGGCAUUCUGGAUGAGUUGUAGGGGUUUAAUGGCACAGGCAGGGAGCCCAGCCAACAGCGAGUUGCAGUAAUCCAGACGGGAGAUGACAAGUGCCUGGAUUAGGACCUGUGCCGCUUCCUGUGUAAGGCAGGGUCGUACUCUCCGAAUGUUGUAGAGCAUGAACCUACAGGAUCGGGUCACCGCCUUGAUGUUAGCGGAGAACGACAGGGUGUUAUCCAGGGUCACGCCAAGGCUCUUCGCACUCUGGGAGGAGGACACAACGGAGUUGUCAACCGUGAUGGCGAGAUCAUGGAACAGGCAGUCCUUCCCCGGGAGGAAGAGCAGCUCCGUCUUGCCAAGGUUCAGCUUGAGGUGGUGAUCCGUCAUCCAUACUGAUAUGUCUGCCAGACAUGCAGAGAUGCGAUUCGCCACCUGGUUAUCAGAAGGGGGAAAGGAGAAGAUUAGUUGUGUGUCGUCAGCGUAGCAAUGAUAGGGGAGGCCAUGUGAGAAUAUGACAGAGCCAAGUGACUUGGUGUAUAGCGAGAAUAGGAGAGGGCCUAGAACUGAGCCCUGGGGGACACCAGUUGUGAGAGCACGUGGUGCGGAGACAGCUUCUCGGCACGCCACUUGGUAGGAGCGACCGGUCAGGUAGGACGCAAUCCAAGAGUGAGCCGCGCUGGAGAUGCCCAGCUCGGAGAGGGUGGAGAGGAGGAUCUGAUGGUUCACAGUAUCAAAGGCAGCAGACAGGUCUAGAAGGACAAGAGCAGAGGAGAGAGAGUUAGCUUUAGCAGUGCGGAGAGCCUCCGUGACACAGAGAAGAGCAGUCUCAGUUGAAUGACCAGUCUUGAAACCUGACUGGUUUGGAUCAAGAAGGUCAUUCUGAGAGAGAUAGCAAGAGAGUUGGCUAAAGACGGCACGCUCAAUAGUUUUGGAGAGAAAAGAAAGAAGGGAUACUGGUCUGUAGUUGUUGACAUCAGAGGGAUCGAAUGUUGGUUUUUUCACACACUAUACUGUGUGAAUAGUACUGGCCCUAACAUAGACCCUUAAGGAACUCCUUUUGUGACUUUGAGGAAUUGCGAGUUGACAUAGUCAGCAAUUGAGAGCUAUCCAUUAGGUCGUUUUUUAACCAAUCACAUGCAUUACUAUCAAGUCCAACAGUGGACAGUCUUUGUAAUAACAAUGAAUGAUCCAUAGAGUCAAAAGCUUUUGGCAGGUUUAUAAACAAGGUAGUACAAUGCUGUUUUUUUAUCACGAGAGCAUACAAUAUCAUUGAUGACAAGGGAUGCAGCUGAGAUGGUACUAUGUCCCUGUGUCAAUCCAGAUUGAUAUGUACUGUAUUUAGGAUACCGUUUUCUGGUAAAGAAGGAGCGACUUUGAGAGUUUAUCAAUGACUAUAGCAUUUUAACCAAACACGAAAGCGUUGAUAUCGGGCGGUUGUGACGAGGAAGAACAUGCACUGUUGUCCAUUCUUUAGGAAUAAUCCCAGAAAUAAGUAUUAAUAAAAAAAUAUGGGCUAUGGGUUUCACAAUAAGGGGGACUGCCAACACUAGAAGACCAGGAUCGAACUGGUCUGCCCGUGGACUUAACAUCUAUAGUAAGCAAAGAAUCAAGCACUUCCUUGUCCGUCAACUAAUUAAAGUAGAACAAGGGAUCCCUAGUGUCUGUUGAGCUGCAUAGAAACACAGGUUAGAGCUAAAUUCUCAAAGAAUGAGAGUAAAAAGCAUCACAUAUUCCUAUUUUGUCAGUGAUGGGGCCAGAAACUGAAAUGAUUUGGGCAGCGAGAUUGAAUUGUUUUCCAAAAUGUAGAUACCACCACUUUCAGAAAGAGAGCCUAGAUAGUAAGUUGAUUUUGACCAACAGCUCAGGCGUUCCUCAUGAUGGGAUCUCCAAUUAACUUUCCAAUGAACAAUUGUAACAUAAGAUAUUAGAUGAUAAAUAAUAUGAAUAACUGAUCCUGUCUACGUCAACGCUUAUGAAGGCUCUGGCAAACAAGGGCCUGGACUUGUUGGUUCUGAUUGUUUGUUUUCCUCUUCAGACCAAGUACAGAGAGUCAUGGCACACUCUAAGGGCUCAGGGCUACAAACUGACCAUGCAGGACAUCCCCUUCCAGGCUGCCAAAACCUCAAUGGACUUAGCCAGCAAUGUGAGUAGUACUCCGUUUAUGAAUGCACUCUUUGAAAGUACAGUAGUUGUAAUAGCCAUUUUUAUAUAAAAUAAAAUGUACUAGAAUUGUGUAAGAAAUAUAAAUGUAUAGAAUAUUAUCUGGAUAAAUAUGUUUAUGGAACCCAUUUAAUUUUGGUUAUUGUACCACCUGCUGGCCAUUUAUGUUACUACCACGUAGAACCAGCUUAUAAGGGGUUAACUGGCAAUAUGACGCCAUUUCCGGGUCUUUUAUUUCAUAUCUCCUUAUCCUUUGGCUGUUUUUGUUGGAUCAUUUUGUACCUUUUUGAGUUUGCGUUUUAUCAUCAUUAUCAUCUUGGAAUUUGUUCAGAUAACCUGGAAACAGUCAAUGCCUUCAUUACCCAAAACUUGAAACUGAGUGACACCAGUCUCAACGUCAACAGUGAAGAGGCGACUCCGGGAUGCUGAUCUUCUAGGCAGAGUUGCAAAGAAAAAGCCAUAUCUCAGACUGGCCAAUAAAAAGAAAAGAUUAAGAUGGGCAAAAGAACACAGACACUGGACUUUUUCUUUGCAACUCUGCCUAGAAGGUCAGCAUCCCGGAGUCGCCUCUUCACUGUUGACAUUGAGACUGGUGUUUUGCGGGUACUAUUUAAUGAAGCUGCCAGUUGAGGACCUGUGAGGCUUCUGUUUCUCAAACUAGACACUCUAAUGUAUUUGUCCUCUUGCUCAGUUGUGCACCGGGGCCUCCCACUCCUCUUUCUAUUCUGGUUAGAGCCAGUUUGCGCUGUUCUGUGAAGGGAGUAGUACACAGCGUUGUAUGAGAUCUUCAGUUUCUUGGCAAUUUCUCGCAUGGAAUAACCUUAAUUUCUCAACAAGAAUAGACUGACGAGUUUCAGAAGAAAGUUUUGAGCCUGUAAUCGAACCCACAAUUGCUGAUGCUCCAGAUACUCAACUAGUCUCAAGAAGGCCAGUUUUAUUGCCUCUUUAAUCAGCACAACAGUUUUCAGCUGUGCUAACAUAAUUGACAAAGGGUUUUCUAGUGAUCAAUUAGCCUUUUAAAAUUAUAAACUUGGAUUAGCAAACACAACGUGCCAUUGGAACACAGGACUGAUGGUUGCUGAUAUGGUUGCUGAUAAUGGGCCUCUGUACGCCUAUGUAGAUAUUCCAUAAAAAAUCAGCCGUUUCCAGCUACAAUAGCCAUUUACAACAUUAACAACGUCUACACUGUAUUUCUGAUCAAUUUGAUGUUAUUUUAAUGGACAAAAAAAUUGAUUUUCUUUCGAAAACAAGGACAUUUCUAAGUGACCCCAAACUUUUGAACGGUAGUGUAUAUACAGCUGUGGAAAAAAUUAAGAGACCACUGCACAUUUUUCUUAAAUCACCAUCUCUACAUGUAUGACAGCCAUUCCAUUCCAGUGACUGUUGAAUUCCAACACAGGCACACCUCAUUCUACUGAAUUAGGUACUGAUUAGGUGAUCACAUGAACCAAAUCUUAUUUAACGAGGAAAAGUAUAAAAACCACUGAUGUGGUCAUCACUAUUAUCUUGCAAUAGGACCAGCUGGAUGGCAAAAACAGUGCUAAUAGUACCUCAAAAGUAAUAUUAAUCAAAAAAUAACUAUUGACCAUGCAAAAAGAGUUGAAAAGGAAAGUUUUGAGUGGGGAAAAGAAGGGUUCAAUUCUGGCUUUACUGGCAGAGGGAUACAGUGAGCGUCAGGUUGCGGUUCAUAAGAAUAAGGUCAUGCAGCAGACAUUGGAGACAACAAAGCUACAGACCAGCAGAGGGUGAAAACGACUCACUACUGACCGGGAUGACCGCCAACUCAUUCGAAUGUCACUCAACAACCGUAGGAUGACUUCAAGUGACCUACAAAAAUAAUGGCAAAACGUCAGCUGGGGUGAAGUGCACGGUGAGGACGGUUCGAAACAGGCUCCUAGGGGCAGGGCUGAAGUCAUGCAAAGCUAGAAAAAAGCCCUUCAUCAAUGAGAAGCAAAGAAGAGCCAGGCUGAGGUUUGCAAAAGACCAUAAGGAUUGGACCGUAGAGGACUGGAGUAAGGUCAUCUUCUCUGAUGAGUCCAAUUUUCAGCUUUGCCCAACACCUGGUCGUCUAAUGGUUAGACGGAGACCUGGAGAGGCCUACAAGCCACAGUGUCUCGCACCCACUGUGAAAUUUGGUGGAGGAUCGGUGAUGAUCUGGGGGUGCUUCAGCAAGGCUGGAAUCGUGCAGAUUUGUCUUUGUGAAGGACGCAUGAAUCAAGCCACGUACAAGGUUGUCCUGGAAGAAAACUUGCUUCUUUUUGCUCUGACAUUGUUCCCCAACUCUGAGGAUUGUUUUUUCCAGCAGGACAAUGCGCCAUGCCACACAGCCAGGUCAAUCAAGGUGUGGAUGUAGGACCACCAGAUCAAGACCCUGUCAUGGCCAGCCCAAUCUCCAGAAUUGAACCCCAUUGAAAACUUCUGGAAUGUGAUCAAGAGGAAGAUGGAUGGUCACAAGCCAUCAAACAAAGCCGAGCUGCUUGAAUAUUUGCGCCAGGAGUGGCAUAAAGUCACCCAACAUCAAUGUGAAAGACUGGUGGAGAGCAUGCCAAGACGCAUGAAAGCUGUGAUUGAAAAUCAGCGUUAUUCCACCAAAUAUUGAUUUCUGAACUCUUCCUAAGUUAAAAUAUUAGUAUUGUGUUGUUUAAAAAUGAACAUGAACUUAUUUUCUUUGCAUUAUUCGAGGUCUGACAACACUGCAUCUUUUUUGUUAUUUUGACCAGUUGUCAUUUUCUGCAAAUAAAUGCUCUAAAUGACAAUAUUUUUAUUUGGAAUUUGGGGGAAAUGUUGUCAGUAGUUUAUAGAAUGAAACAAAAAUGUUAUUUUUACCCAAACACAUACCUAUAAAUAGUAAAACCAGAGAAACUGAUAAUUUUGCAGUGGUCUCUUAAUUCUUUCCGCAGCUUUAUAUACAAAUACAUACAUACACACAUAUACAGUGGGGAAAAAAAGUAUUUAGUCAGCCACCAAUUGUGCAAGUUCUCCCACUUAAAAAGAUGAGAGAGGCCUGUAAUUUUUAUCAUAGGUACACGUCAACUAUGACAGACAAAUUGAGAAUUUUUUUUCCAGAACAUCACAUUGUAAUGAAUUUUUAAUGAAUUUAUUUGCAAAUUAUGGUGGAAAAUAAGUAUUUGGUCACCUACAAACAAGCAAGAUUUCUGGCUCUCACAGACCUGUAACUUUUUCUUUAAGAGGCUCCUCUGUCCUCCACUCGUUACCUGUAUUAAUGGCACCUGUUUGAACUUGUUAUCAGUAUAAAAGACACCUGUCCACAACCUCAAACAGUCACACUCCAAACUCCACUAUGGCCAGCUCAGCUGGUAGAGCACGGCGCUUGUAACGCCAAGGUAGUGGGUUCGAUCCCCGGGACCACCCAUACACACAAAAAAAAUGUAUGCACGCAUGACUGUAAGUCGCUUUGGAUAAAAGCGUCUGCUAAAUGGCAUAUUAUUAUUAUUAUUAUAAAGGACACCAGAAACAAAAUUGUAGACCUGCACCAGGCUGUGAAGACUGAAUCUGCAAUAGGUAAGCAGCUUGGUUUGAAGAAAUCAACUGUGGGAGCAAUUAUUAGGAAAUGGAAGACAUACAAGACCACUGAUAAUCUCCCUCGAUCUGGGGCUCCACGCAAGAUCUCACCCCGUGGGGUCAAAAUGAUCACAAGAACGGUGAGCAAAAAUCCCAGAACCACACGGGGGGACCUAGUGAAUGACCUGCAGAGAGCUGGGACCAAAGUAACAAAGCCUACCAUCAGUAACACACUACGCCGCCAGGGACUCAAAUCCUGCAGUGCCAGACGUGUCCCCCUGCUUAAGCCAGUACAUGUCCAGGCCCGUCUGACGUUUGCAUUUGGAUGAUCCAGAAGAGGAUUGGGAGAAUGUCAUAUGGUCAGAUGAAACCAAAAUAGAACUUUUUGGUAAAAACUCAACUCGUUGUGCUUUGAGGACAAAGAAUGCUGAGUUGCAUCCAAAGAACACCAUACCUACUGUGAAGCAUGGGGGUGGAAACAUCAUGCUUUGGGGCUGUUUUUCUGCAAAGGGACCAGGACGACAGAUCCGUGUAAAGGAAAGAAUGAAUGGGGCCAUGUAUCGUGAGAUUUUGAGUGAAAACCUCCUUCCAUCAGCAAGGGGAUUGAAGAUGAAACGUGGCUGGGUCUUUCAGCAUGACAAUGAUCCCAAACACACCGCCCGGGCAACGAAGGAGUGGCUUCGUAAGAAGCAUUUCAAGGUCCUGGAGUGGCCUAGCCAGUCUCCAGAUCUCAACCCCAUAGAAAAUCUUUAGAGGGAGUUGAAAGUACAUGUUGCCCAGCGACAGCCCCAAAACAUCACUGCUCUAGAGGAGAUCUGCAUGGAGGAAUGGGCCAAAAUACCAGCAACAGUGUGUGAAAACCUUGUGAAGACUUACAGAAAACGUUGCCAACAAAGGGUAUAUAACAAAGUAUUGAGGAACUUUAGUUAUUGACCAAAUACUUAUUUUCCACCAUAAUUUGCAAAUAAAUUCAUAAAAAAUCCUACAAUGUGAUUUUCUGGAUUUUUUUCUCAUUUUGUCUGUCAUAGUUGACGUUGUACCUAUGAUGAAAUUACAGGUCUCUCUCAUCUUUUUAAGUGGGAGAACUUGCACAAUUCGUGGCUGACUAAAUACUUUUUUUCCCCACUGUAUAUACAUACACAUACAUAUAUACACAGACACACACACACACAUACACAUGUACACACAUACAUACACAUAUUGUCAAAGUGCGACGUGAAUGCGGUAGGCGAAGUCAAACGCAGGACACCGAGCUACUGGAAACGUACUUUACUAAAAACGGAACCAGAGUACAAAACAACCUCCAAACAGGGAGGAGAAUACCCGCACAAUAGCAACUGCCGAAAAUGACAAAAACAAUCACACACAACACACAAUGAAUGACAGAGGGUUAUAUAGGGAAUACAAUACAACAUAAUAGGAAACAGGUGUACACAAUCAAGAAAAAACAAGUCAAACACAGAAACAUAGAUCGGUAGCAGCUAGUACUCCGGGGACGACGAACGCCGAAGCCUGCACGAGCAAGAAGGAGGAGCAGCCUCGGCUGAUUCUGUGACACAAAUAUACACAUAUACAUAUAUAUACACAUACAUACAUAUACACAUACAUAUAAACGCAUAUACAUACAUAUUUCCCUUUAUUACUUUUAAACCCCACCACCCCUUCCCUAAUUGGAGUAAACUAGUGAACAACAACGCUUAGGCCCCUACUUCCAGCUUAUACAUACUAUAUACAUUUUAUGGACACAGUCAAUUUCACAAUAAUUAUAUUUUGCUUGUUUUUACUCCUGAACUUCCUCUACCCUCCACCUCUCCGAUCAUUUUCAUGAUGUCCAUCCGGUUUGCUUCUAUAUGCCAUAUCUCUCCAACUGUGCUCCUUCACAAAAGCUCUCAACCUAUAACCUAUAUACUUAUUAUGGACACAGCCUGCCCUACAUUAGUUAUCUUGCUGUUAUUAGUUGUUGUUAGUUGUUAUUAGUCCCAUCCUUCAGCUCCAUUCAACACCUCCCAUCUAUCUCUUAACACCAUCCAUAUUGGAUUUCUAUUUGCCAUAUAUUUUUCAACUGUACUGUGAUGUUUCACAAAAGUUCUGAACCCUUCUAUUCUCAUUGUUUCUUUAGAUUGUAAAUAAACAUUUUUGUUAAAAGUAUUAUUAUAUUAUUGAUCGAUUGAAUAUAACUUUUCAGAUCACCCAGAUAACUGAACUUUGUGAGUAAUAAAUAUGUUAAUAAUUGCAAUCAAGAAAUCUCAUUAAUUGGAAAUGAGUUGUAACCCUUACCUGUAUUUUGGUGUCUAAUAGAAAUGGCGAAUUAGAAAAUUAGAACAGAACCCAUAACAACGGUAGAAUUAGGUUCCAAAUCUGCUCUUGAAAACUAAAUGUUAGUCUAAAAGAAAUGUGAGAUAAUGUCUAGAUGCUUUUUAUUGUGGAGAUCAAGUUUAUAAAUUGCCUGGCUGGGCUGAUGAGUCAGUGGAUUGCGCACUCAGAUGGAACAGAGUAAAUGUGCAUUUUAAAGUCAUAGAUUUAGCCGGUGGUAACUUGUGGAAUAGACACCGGCUGGAAUGUGGUUUUAACCAAUCAGCAUUCAGGAUUAAACCCACCCGUUGUAUAAUAGACACUAAAAUACAGGUAGGGUUCCAACUCAUUUCCAAUUAAUGCAUAUCUUCCAAUAAAACAACUUGAGAUUUCUUGAUUUUAAUUAUUCACAUGUAUUACUCACAAGGUCCAGUUGUUCCAAGGUUUGGGUAAUGAACGCAUGGAUUGUUUCCAGGUUAUUUGAACAGAUUCCAGGAUGAUAAUGGCAAAAAGGAAACUCAAAAACAGCCAAAUUAUCCAACAAAAACAGUAAAUGAAAGGAUAAGGUAAGAUAUGAAAUAAAAGGAACCUUAGCUAGGAACUUUAGCCACUACAGUAGUACCUAUUUGCAUGUAAGACACACUGAGUAUACAAAACAUUAAGAACACCUGCUCUUCCCAUGACAUAGACUGACCAGGUGAAUCCAGGUGAAAGCUAUGAACCCUUAUUGAUGUCACUUGUUAAAUCCACUUUGGUCAGUGUAGAUGAAGGGGAGGAGACAGGUUAAAGAAGGAUUUUUCCAGUUUCCCGUACGUAUCAAGAAUGGUCCACCACCCAAACGACAUCCAGCCAACUUGACACAACUGUGGGAAGCAUUGGAGUCAACAUGGGCCAGCAUCCCUGUGGAACACUUUUGACACCUUGUUGAGUCCAUGCCCAGACGAAUUGAGGCUUUCUGAGUGCAAAAGUUAUCAGAUUAAGAAAUCACAGGUUCACUGUGCGCUCCCCAUGAAGGCUGCAGUUCCAGUCCCCCAGCACGAAGGUCAAAAACCUUCCUUAUUGAUCACAACAACACAAUGGGGGGGGGGGGGAAUAGAAGAAAAAAAAGAGUUUUAACAAAAUCAAAUAAUGAAAUGUAUAUAAUAAAGUCACCAAUGCAUGACAGUAAAUUUGAUCAAGUCAAUUAUAAGAUACACAUAUUGCCUGUUCACUCCUCUCUUUCCCUUCUACCAACCUAGGUCCAAUACAAGCACAACCACCUGCUGGAUAAGGGCAAGCACAUCGGCGCACGCAGCAUCCUGGAUGACCCGCGCAUGCUACACUGCAUGCAGAUGGGCCGGCUGACGAGUGAGCAGGGGUACCGCAAAGACGCACUUUCCAACAGCGGCCAGUACCACCUCAAUCCAGAUAUGAUCAAUUUAGUUACAGCCAAGAAUGCUCAGGCUCUGGCCAGCGAUCAGGACUACAAGAAGAGGCUCCAUGCGUAUACUGUCCUACCUGACGAUAUGAAAGUCCAAUGGGCCAAGAAGGCCUACAACCUGCAGAGCGAGGUGAGACAGCAAGGAGAAGAGAGGAGGUGGGAGGGUGGAAGAGGAGAGUGGAGAGUGAAGGGGAGAGGGAGAACAUGAUUAAGGGAAAUAUACUAUUAAGUAUUAGGAAAUUGGAGCAGGGGCUUUCCCCUCAAAUUAAUUUAACAAAUCAUGUCCCAGUGUGCAACAUUGUUUAGAAUAGAAUCGAAUAGAAUCAUUUUUACCAUUGUACAUUUUCAAAAUAAUUGAAGAGAUCUCAACCAUAGUCUUCCUCAGGAAAUGCAAAGAAAAAUAUUCAAAUAAAAGUUUCAGUAAAUAUGAGGGUAUAAAUAGCAACCCCCUCUCCGCGUCUGUCUUCUAGAAACUGUACAAGUCGGAUCUGAACUUCAUGAAGGGCGUGGCCUGGGAUGGUGUUGGGGCGCCUCAAAUGGUUUCUGCGAAGAAAGCCGGAGAGCUCACCAGUGAUGUAAGUACACAACUAGCGGCCAUGUUACCUGAGAAAUUAGAUUAGAAUAACAUAAUGUAACAGCUUUAGAGUGUGUGUGUGUGUGUGUGUGUGUGUGAGACUUAUCCUUAUGUGAAGUGGUCUUGGUCUUGCAGAAGAAAUAUCGUCAGCUGCCAGACAGUCUGAAGUUCACCCAAGUGGCGGACUCUCCAGACAUUGUUCAUGCUAAGAACAGCUACCUCCAGUGCAGCGAGGUCAGAACUCUUAUUCAUUUUGUUAAAUCGUCAGUGUCUUCAGUUGAGAAGGGCUACUAAAUCUAAUAGAACCUGCUCUUUGAGCAGAGCGGGCUUCAAAUACUAUUUGAAAAUAUUUAAUAUACAGCUGGGCUUGAUUGAGCUUGCCUAGUCACAAAAGACAAACCCCGCCCAUUUGGCACUCCAGGCAGACUAAAGCAAACGCUAAAAGUAUUUGAAAUAUUUCAAAUAGUAUUUGAACCCAUGCCUGUCUGUGACCCCCUUCAAAAGCAAGUUCUGUGUAAUUGUUAUCAAUUAUAUUCUCACCAUGUUACAGAGGCUGUAUAAGUCUGGAGACUCGGACGCCAUGCACAAAUAUACCUUACAUGCCGAUGACCCUGACUUCAUCAGAGCAAGGAUCAACGCGCAGCAAAUUAGCAAUGUAAGAGACAAACUAUGCUUUUAUUUUCUCUAAAGCCCUGUAGACACUCAGUUUGUACAACUGAUGUACAACAAAGACAACUGUUUUGAUACAACGGAGAGUUUGUCUACACAAAAGUGUAUAGACAACAGUUGCCGAAACACCACACAAUCGUUGUGCAAAAACGCUCCAUUGUAUCACAAAGAUAUCAGUUGCAUCACAACCUUGUGUCAAAUGUGUUGUACAUCAGUUGUCAACCUGAGUGUAUACAGUGCCUGACAAUGUCAAACAAAGAAUUAGAUCCAUUAUAUCCAAGACAAAUCCAAACACUGUCAAGACUCAACAUAUGCAAGCAUAUCGAGAUUGACCACACAGUGGUGCAUGUUUAUAUCUCAUAAAUGCAUAUAAAUCAGUCACGGAUUUUUGUAUUGUAACAAAACUUGAAGAAAACAUAUUCAAGCACAUUCAAAUUCAGAUGCAAAUUCCAGUGAGAUGAAAAGGCCUAGAAGGGUACAACCUGGCAUAAUGGUAAAGGGCCAACGGCCACACCCUCUCAUAAAAUGCCAUGCCAAUUGGCCACAUUGUGGCGCUAUAACAAGCGAUUGAAAAUGCAAAAUUUGAAAGGUCACGCCCCAAACAAAAAAACUGGUACAUAGGUUCCUCUCCUCACACUGUGGCACUGUAAUGGGCAUAUGUUUAUAUCUCUUGAUCUGUUAGACUCAGUGUGAUGAAAUUUGGCACACAUGCUCAGGGAUAUGAGUCUAGCUAACCUGUAUGGUUCAUUUUGGCUGCAUAGGGGCACUGUUGGACAGGAAAAAACAUUCAUGCAAGCUCAUUGGCUCAUAGCAGCCAUAUUGUUUCAGUUAGAGUACUGGAAAAUGUUGUGUUGAAAGACAUGGCUAGAUAUUUUAUAUAUACCACAUUUUUUGCCAAUCAGUCUAGCGGUCCUGGAGAAGAAGAAAUGUAAAUAGUCAACAUCAUUGAAAAUUGUCCAAAAUACCUCAAAAGCUAAAUAUUGCAUGACCUGUUCGAUGUGGAGUUCUGAUAUUUGGCAAGCAUGGUAAAUAGUACAGAAGUAGCUCAUCCUAGGGCAAUGUGUCCAAUUUGUCCUGAUGGUGGCACAGUGAGCACACAGCUGAACCCUAGCAACGCUACCUGCGGCUAUAAUUAUAAUUAUUAUUCCUCUUCUUCCAUAAGGCAAAAUUAAAAACGCACAUUCCAGUGAGAUGUUGAGGCCUAGGAGGGUGCAACCUUGCAUGCUGGUAAAGUGCCAUGGGCCACACCUUCACACAUAAUGCCAUGCCAAUUGGCCACAUGGUGGCGCUAUAACAAUCGAUUUAACAGGCAAGCAAAUAUUGCAAGGUCACGCCCCUCACCCCAUGUAAGCUAGAGACCAAAAAAUUGGUACAUAGGUUCCUCUCUUCACAAGGUACAUAUUUUCCUCAAAAACCCAUAGGGUCCGCAAUGAUAAAUCUCUGCCAUUUUGAAUUUUGUGAAAAACACUCAAAACCCUACUCCUCUGGCACCUAAUGACUGAUCUGCACUAAACUUCAUAUAUAGCAUCUAUGGACCAAUAUCUCUCUAUGCAACAUUUUCCAGACUAGUAUCUGAAACAAUAUGGCCGCUAUUGACCAAUAAACAUUAAUGUGGGCGUGGUCUGGCAUAUUAAUGCAUAUAAACCAGACAGGGAUAUUCAUAUUUUAACCUAACAUGAUACACAUGUUCAAAACACUGUCAAGACUGUGGCGCAUCUCUUGAUCUGUUCGCCUCCGAGUCAUGACAUUUGGCACACAUGCCCCUCUACAGCUCAGUUGGUAGGGCAUGGCGUUUGCAACGUCAGGGUUGUGGGUUCGUUUCCCACGGGGGGCCAAUAUGAAAAUGUAUGCACUCACUAACUGUAAGUCGCUCUGGAUAAGAGAGUCUGCUAAAUGACAAAACAUUUAAAUAUAUGGGGUAUGAGUCUAGCUAAUCUGUCAAGUAUGGUUAGUUUAGCCGCAUGGGGGCAUUGUUGGAACGGAAAAAUCAUUCAUACAAGCUCAUUAGAUUAUUGUGGCCAUUAUGUUUGAGCAAGUCUUGGAAAAUAUUGCGUUUGAAGAUGUGCAUUCGUAGAUGCUAUAUACCAAAUUUGGUACUGAUCGGUCUAGCGGUUCUGGAGAAGAAGACGUUUAAAGUAGUCUAUAGCAUAAAAAAAUUGUCCAAAAUAUGCAUAUUGCAUGAUCUGUUUAAUUUUGAAAUGUGAUAUUUGGCAAGCGUGGUAAGGAGUACAGAAGUAGCUCCUCCUAGGGUGAUGUGUCCAAUUUAUUCUGAUGGUGGCACAGUGGGCCUGCAACUUGAACCCUGGCGUUGCUGCUUGCAGCUAUAUUUAUUAUACAUCUUCUUCCGUAAGGCCAAAUUAAAAUGAAAAUUCCUCUGAGAUGAUAAGGCAUAGGAAAAUGCAACCUUGGAUGAUGGAAAAGGGCCAAAGGCGACACCCUCUCAUCCAAUGCCAUGCCAAUUGGCCACAUGGUGGCGCUAUAACAAUAGAUUUAACAUGCAAACUUUAAAAGGUCACACCCCUCACCCGUGUAACCUAGAGUCAUACAAUUCCGUGCUUAGUUCACUCUCCUGACAAGGAACAAAUUUACCUCAAGGACCCAUAAGGUCCGCCAUGAUGGAUUUUCCGCCAUUUUUAAUUUUGCGGAAAACACCUAAAUUACAUCUCUUCUGGAACCACUGGGCCGAUCUGGAUAAAACGUUGAUAUAUAGCAUCUAUGGAGCAAGGUUUCUCAACGCAAUACUUUCCAGAAUAGCAUCUCAAACAACAUGGACACUGUUGACCAAUAAACGUGUAUUUGUAUUUAUUAAGGAUCCCCAUUAGCUGCUGCCACUACUCUACUACUACAUAUCUACAACACAAAAUCCAUGUGUAUGUGUGUGUAGAGUGCGCGGCCUCCGCAAUGGAUUGGUCUCAGCCUCCGGAAUGGAUUAGUUCACUGAGAUGGGUGUGAAUCAGUCAGGUGUCUCGUGUGCCAUAAAUAAAUAUAUAUACUACUGCUCGAAAAAAAAGAAGCUUGGUCGACCAAACAAUCGACCAGUCGACUAGUUUGGCGGGUCAUUUUUGUUUUUGUAUUUUACCCCCUUUUUCUCUCCAAUUUCGAUCUUGUCUCAUCGCUGCAACUCCCCAACGGGCUCGGAAGGUAAAGGUCGAGUCAUGCGUCCUCCGAAACAUGACCCGCCAAACCUGUGCUUCUUAACACCCGCCCGCUUAACCCGGAAGCCAGCUGCACCAAUGUGUGAGGAAACACAGUUCACCUGACGACCGAGGUCAGCCUGCAGGCGCCUGGCCCGCCACAAGGAGUCGCUAGAGCGCGAUGAGCCAAGUAAAGCCCCCUCCGGCCAAACCGUCCCCUAAUCCGGACGACGCUGGGCCAAUUGUGCGCUGCCCUACGGGACUCCCGAUCACGGCCGGUUGUGAUACAGCCCGGGUCUGUAGUGAUGCCUCUAGCACUGCGAUGCAGUGCCUUAUACCGCUGCGCCACUCGGGAGGCCCAACAUUAAUUUGUUUACUGUAAAAUAGCAUUGUAUCUGGUCAAACCAUUUUUUCCAAAAGUUUACUAAGGGUUGGUAACAGGCUGAUUGGUUGGCUACAGUGGCUUGAGAAAGUAUUCACCCCCCUUGGCAUUUUUCCUAUUUUGUUGCCUUACAACCUGGAAUUUAAAUGGAUUUUUUUGGGGGGGUUGUAUCAUUUGAUUUACACAACAUGCCUACCACUUUGAAGAUGCAAAAUAUUUUUUUAUUGUGAAACAAACAAGAAAUAAGACAAAAAAACUGAAAACUUGUGCGUGCAUAACUAUUCACCCCCCCACUACCAAAGUCAAUACUUUGUAGAACCACCUUUUGCAGCAAUUACAGCUGCAAGUCUCUUGGGGUAUGUCUCUAUAAGCUUGGCACAUCUAGCCACUGGGAUUUUUGCCCAUUCUUCAAGGCAAAUCUGCUCCAGUUCCUUCAAGUUGGAUGGGUUCCGCUGGUGUACAGCAAUCUUUAAGUCAUACCAAAGAUUCUCAAUUGGUUUGAGGUCUGGGCUUUGACUAGGCCAUUCCAAGACAUUUAAAUGAUUCCCCUUAAACCACUCAAGUGUUGCUUUAGCAGUAUGCUUAGGGUCAUUGUCCUGCUGGAAGGUAAACCUCCGUCCCAGUCUCAAAUAUCUGGAAGACUGAAACAGGUUUCCCUCAAGAAUGUCCCUGUAUUUAGCGCCAUCCAUCAUUCCUUCAAUUCUGACCUUUCCAGUCCCUGCUGAUGAAAAACCUCCCCACAGUGAAGCAUGGUGGGAUGGUCUUCUCGGGGUGAUGAGAGGUGUUGGGUUUGCGCCAGACAUAGCGUUUUCCUUGAUGGCCAAAAAGCUCAAUUUUUGUCUAAUCUGACCAGAGUACCUUCUUCCAUAUGUUUGGGGAGUCUCCCACAUACCUUUAGGUGAACACCAAAUGUGUUUGCUUAUUUUUUUCUUUAAGCAUUGGCUUUUUUCUGGCCACUCUUCCAUAAAACCCAGCUCUGUGUAGUGUAUGGCUUAAAGUGGUCCUAUGAACAGAAACUCCAAUCUCCACUGUGGAGCUUUGCAGCUCCUUCAGGGUUAUCUUUGGUCUCUUUGUUGCCUCUCUGAUUAAUGCCCUCCUUGCCUGGUCCGUGAGUUUUGGUGGGCAGCCCUCUCUUGGUAAGUUUGUUGUGGUGCCAUAUUCUUUCAAUUUUUUAAUAAUGGAUUUAAUGGUGCUCCGUGGGAUGUUCAAAGUUUCUGAUAUUUUUUUAUAACCCAAUCCUGAUCUGUACUUCUCCACAACUUUGUCCCUGACCUGUUUGGAGAGCUCCUUGGUCUUCAUGGUGCCGUUUGCUUGGUGAUGUCCCUUGCUUAGUGGUGAUGCAGACUUUGGGGCCUUUCAGAACAGGUGUAUAUAUACUGAGAUCAUAUGACACUUAGAUUGCACACAGGUGGACUUUAUUUAACUAAUUAUGUGAUUUCUGAAGGUAAUUGGUUAAACCAGAUCUUAUUUAGGGGCUUCAUAGCAAAGGGGGGGAAUACAUAUGCACGCACCAAUUUUCCGUUAUUUAUUUUGUAGAAUUUUUUUGAAACAAGUUAUUUUUUUCAUUUCACUUCACCAAUGUUGACUAUUUUGUGUAGUAUGCCCAUUACAUGAAAUCCAUUCUUGGGUAGCGGAAUGACUUUUGCGUCCCUCUAGACGUGAGGGCACACACUUUCUUGUAGGCUUAGAUUGAAGAUAUGGCAAAUAGGAGUGGCAAUAUUGUCCGCUAUUAUCCUCAGUAAUUUUCCAUCCAAGAUAUCAUACCCUGGUGGCUUGUCAUUGUUGAUAGACAACAAUAUUUAUUUCACCUCUUCCACACUCACUUUACGGAAUUCAAAAUUACAAUGCUUGUCUUUCGUCAUUUGGUCAGUUAUACUUGUAUGUGUAGGGUUGGCAUUUGUUGCUAUCAUUUCAUGCCUAAGUUUGCUAAUCUUCUUAAUUUAUAAUGUAGUUGGCAAUAUUAAUGGGUUUCGUGAUCACAGAUCUCCUCAUCUGCAUAAUGACAAAGCAAAAACUGGUUUUUAUAAUUUUUUGGCACAUUUAUAUUUAAAAAGAAAUUGAAAUAUCACAUUUACAUAAGUAUUCAGACCCUUUACUCAGUACUUUGUUUACGCACCUUUGGCAGUGAUUACAGCCUUGAGUCUUCUUGGGUAUGACGCUACAAGCUUAGCAAACCUGUAUUUGGGGAGUUUCUCCCAUUCUUCUCUGCAGAUUCUCUCAAACUUGAACCCGAUCGAACAUCUUAGGAGAGACAUGAAAAUAGCUGUGCAGUAACGCUUCGUUGGGCCAAUCAAGGACAUUAACAGACUUUUCCCGAAGCCACUCCUGCGUUGUCUUGGCUGUGUGCUUAGGGUCCUUGUCCUGUUGUAAGGUGACCUUCGCCCCAGUCUGAGGUCCUGAGCGCUCUGGUGCAGGUUUUCAUCAAGGAUCUCUAUGUACUUUGCUCCGUUCAUCUUUCCCUCAAGCCUGACUAGUCUCCAAUCUCCACAGAGGAACUCUAGAGCUCUGUCAGAGUGACAAUCGGGUUCUUGGUCACCUCCCUGACCAAGGCCCUUCUCCCCAGAUUGCUCAGUUUGACUGGGCGGCCAGCUCUAUGAAGAGUCUUGGUGGUUCCAAACUUCUUCCAUUUAAGAAUGAUGUGUUCUUGAGGACCUUCAAUGCUGCAGAAAUGUUUUGGUACCCUUCCCCAGAUCUGUGCCUUGACACAAUCCUGUCUCGGAGCUCUACGGACAAUUCCUUCAUCCUUAUGGCUUGUUUUUUGCUCUGACAUGCACUGUCAACUGUGGGACCUUAUAUAGACAGGUGUGUGCCUUUCCAAAUCAUGUCCAAUCAAUUGAAUUUACCACAGGUGGACUCCAAUCAAGUUGUAGAAACAUCUCAACUGUAGCUCAGUUGGUAGAGCAUGGCGCUUACAACGCCAGGGUUGUGGGUUCGUUUCCCACGGGGGGCCAGUAUGAAAAUGUAUGCACUCACUAAUUGUAAGUCGCUCUGGAUAAGAGCGUCUGCUAAAUGACUAAAAUGUUUAAAAAAUGAUCAAUGGAAACAGUAUGCGCCUGAGCUCAAUUUCGAGUCUCAUAGCAAAGGGUCUGAAUACUUAUUUAAAUAAUUUUUUUUGUUUUUUUGCAACAAUUUCUAAAAACCUGUUUUUGCUUUUUCAUUAUGGGGUAUUGUGUGUAGAUUGAUGAGGGGGGAAAUAUAAUUCAAUCCAUUUUAGAAUAAGGCUGUAACGUAACAGAAUGUGGAAAAGGGGAAGAGGUCUGAAUACUUUCUGAAUGUACUGCCCGAUAAUUACUCCUCUGUUUUAUAGGGGUGCAUGAUUGGAAAUGUAUCAUUUUGUACCAAGCAAGUACUGUUAUCGACCUUGUUAUAUACGGUGUAAUUACUUGACAUAAGUACAAUUAAGUACCAGACCAAAACACCAGAGUAAAGCCUAAAUACACAUUUCCAUGCCACAAGAAUGGACGAUAUAGUUUUGUUUUUUAAAAUUAAUAAACCAUGUCCUAAAACAGUGGGUGUAACCCAACCAGAUCUUCAUGCAUACUGUGUAUGAAACAGUACAUAGUGAAACACAUUAACCAUCCUGGUUUCGUAACCAUGCCUGUCUGUCUCGCUGUCCCGGCCUCUGCAGAAAGCCUAUAAAGCGUCUGGGGACGAGAUGAGGUCGGCAGGCUACGACCUGAAGCUGGAUGCUAUUCCCUUCCAGACGGCCAAGGCUUCCAGGAAUAUCGCCAGUGAC